This is a messenger RNA of Galendromus occidentalis (western predatory mite), 864 nucleotides long. RefSeq names its product mitochondrial intermembrane space import and assembly protein 40-B. Gene Ontology annotation, biological process: protein import into mitochondrial intermembrane space. Gene Ontology annotation, molecular function: protein-disulfide reductase activity. Gene Ontology annotation, cellular component: mitochondrial intermembrane space. The record is from RefSeq and is a predicted model, not a curated record. Lineage: Eukaryota; Metazoa; Arthropoda; Arachnida; Mesostigmata; Phytoseiidae. The coding region runs from base 168 to 659 and encodes 163 amino acids. The transcript is spliced from 4 exons.
CGGAGAAGGAGGCCCGCGCCGCCGACGACGGAACAACUACGACGACAUUGUGUUGUCCUCCCCUUCUUCACUUGUCUUUUUCACGUGUGUCCGCGUGAGCACUUGGUGUGCUCAUCGACGAAGACAAGCUUCGAACUGUAUCACAAAGUUGACUUCGAGCUGGCGUCAUGGCCGACGGUGAGACCAAGGAGUUUGAUUUCGGUAAAGAUCAUGUCAUACUCAUGACUGACGCAGAUGCGAGCGCUGAAUCCAAGUACAAGCUCCCAGAACGGGAUGUCGACGACAACGAGCCGCGAGGUUUGAUACAGCCUGACGGACAGAUCAACUGGGAGUGUCCCUGCUUGGGGGGAAUAGCUCUCGGACCUUGCGGUUUCGAGUUCCGGGAGGCUUUCGCCUGCAUGCAGCGUGCUUCAGGAGAAGAAGAGCCGAAGGGCAUGGAAUGCGUUGAAGCUUUUAGGACAAUGCGAGAAUGCAUGUCGAAAUAUCCAGCGCUUUAUGACCGCUACAUCGGUGACGACGAUGACGACGCUGCUGCAGCGGAGGCGGCUGAAGCUGAUGUAAAUACAAUCGAUGACCAAAGAGCGACGACGGAUGUUGAUCAAGGAGGAGAAGUGGGGAGUGAUAGCAGCUCGAAGAAAUCGAUUUCUUCCAUCAAGUAGUAAUCUAGCCAUUAUUAGUUGUGCGUAUAAGAUACACAUAUUCCUGAGCUCGGAUCGAGAUGAAUUUCGGUGGAAGGCUGGGGGCAGAAGAAUGCCUGGAUGGAUCCGGCGGCGGCCGAAGCCAGUUGUUUCUCCCCUGAGGCCCGAAGCAGAUCAAAAGGAGCGAUCCUGUCCCUCAAGUGCGCACUGGUAUGAAAGUUGUUCA